Notodromas monacha is the source of this 537-nucleotide messenger RNA. Lineage: Eukaryota; Metazoa; Arthropoda; Ostracoda; Podocopida; Cyprididae. The record is from the annotation of a GenBank genome assembly.
AUGAAAGGCGCUCCCGAGAGGAUUCUGAAGCGGUGUGCAACGAUCCUCAUUGGAGGUAAAGAACUGGAUAUGGACGCAUUCAAGACGGCGUACCUGGAGUUGGGCAGUCUUGGAGAGUGCGUUUUGGGUGAGUUUCCAGAGGGAAUUCGAGGGGGAAAUGCGCUUCUCUGUUUCGCGACGAGCGACAUCUCGUCACAUAGCUUUUGCGACUAUAAAUUGCCGGAAGACAAGUAUCCGACAAAUUAUCCGUUUGACGCGGAGAAGCAGAACUUUCCACUGGAGGGUCUGAUUUGUGUAGUCCACGGUCAGGAACUCCGCGAUCUGUCGUCUGACGAGUUGGACAACAUUCUGCGAAAUCACCCCGAGAUUGUGUUUGCUCGCACAUCUCCUCAACAGGUUUGUUUCUCGUGCAGUGCAAUUAUUUUACGGCAUCAGUCGAUCGUCGGAUUCUGGGCUGACAUCGGCGUCGCCAGGGGCUUUGUUCGUUUCUUCGUUGAAGACUUGCGGGUUUCCCUGUUUGGCGCUCUGUGUUUGUGA